Messenger RNA from Capsella rubella, 2239 nucleotides. RefSeq names its product LRR receptor-like serine/threonine-protein kinase EFR. Lineage: Eukaryota; Viridiplantae; Streptophyta; Magnoliopsida; Brassicales; Brassicaceae. The record is from RefSeq and is a predicted model, not a curated record. Gene Ontology annotation, molecular function: protein binding. The annotation marks the transcript as partial. The transcript has 2 exons.
ACACUUGAAAAACUACAAGCUGUUUUGCUUAGUUUUUUCUUGGUGCGAAGAACUACUUGCCGUUUUAGUAAAAAAUAACCAACACGCUUCACACUGACGCGCAAACUCACUCAUCAAAUUUCUCUUCACCAGCUCAAAGGAAUUUGAGCUCACUAUUGCAGAAAUCGAUGGCUUUCCUCAAAUUAGCGACUUUAUCGACACAGUCGCCGUCGCCGUGAGACCAAACCGAUACAAGAAACUCAUAAUCGUUAAGUAAAAAAUCCUCUUUUUGUUUUUUUAUAAGUCUUUCGUAGAAGUAUUUGUUUCAGGGUUUUUAAAUAGAGAGUUUCUAUCAGAUGUCUUUGAAUUAACUUCGAAAAAAUCCAAACUUUUGAAGGAUGUUUCGGAAGAAGAUUGACACAAGACUUUUUACCAGAAGCCAGGUUUUCAAAUGAGACUGACAUGAAAGCUUUGCUUGAGUUCAAGUCUCAAGUUUCUGAAAACAAGAGAGAGCUCUUGGACUCAUGGAACCACUCAUCCCCGUUUUGCAAUUGGAUUGGGGUCACAUGUGGCCACAGGCAAGAAAGAGUUAUAAGUCUGAACCUUGGAGGAUUCAAACUGGCCGGUGCAAUCUCACCUUCCAUUGGUAAUCUCUCCUUUCUCAGAUUACUUAAUCUUUCAGACAACUCUUUUGGAAGUUCCAUCCCUCAAGAGGUUGGAAUGCUAUUUAGGCUUCAGUACUUGAACAUGAGCUUUAAUCUUCUCCAAGGAAGGAUUCCGCCUAGUCAUUCUAGCUGCUCUAGACUGUCGUCCCUUGAUUUAUCUUCAAACCAACUUGAUCAUGGCGUUCCUUCAGAACUAGGUUCACUUUCCAAGCUUGCCAUUCUAGAUAUUAGUAAAAACAACCUUACGGGAAAUUUUCCUGCAUCUUUAGGAAACUUGACAUCACUCCAGAAGCUUGACUUUGCAUAUAACCAUAUGGAAGGAGAGAUUCCAGACGAAGUAGCUAGAUUGACUCAAAUGGUGUAUUUCCAAAUAUCACUGAAUAGUUUUUCAGGUGGUUUUCCUCCUGCAUUGUACAACAUCUCCACGAUUGAGUUUCUAUCUCUAGCUGGCAAUUUCUUUUCGGGUAACCUUAGGGCUGAUUUUGGUGGUCUUCUACCAAAUCUAAGAAGGCUUUUUUUGGGAGCAAAUCAGUUCACUGGAGCUAUUCCUAUAACACUUACCAAUAUCUCAAGCCUUGAAAAGUUUGAUAUCUCAUCUAAUUACCUGACAGGAAGUAUCCCUUUGAGCUUUGGAAAAUUACGUAAUCUGCAGUGGUUAGGGAUUCGUAACAACUCACUGGGAUAUAACAUGUUCAGUGAUCUUGUAUUUAUUGGUUCUUUGGCGAACUGCACUGAACUAGAGUACUUAGAUAUUGGUUACAAUAGACUUGGAGGUGACCUGCCAGCCUCCAUAUCCAAUCUGUCCACUAAAUUGACUAGACUGUACCUUGGAGGAAAUCUUAUCUCUCGAACCAUUCCUCACGACAUCGGGAAUCUUGAAAGCCUGCAAGAACUCAGUUUGGAAACAAAUUUUUUGACAGGAAGACUUCCAGUCUCUUUCGGGAAGCUUUUGAAAUUGCAGGUAGUGGAUCUGUAUUCAAAUGCAAUAUCCGGGGAAAUACCAUCUUAUUUUGGCAACAUGACUCAGUUGCAAAAGCUCCAUUUGAAUAACAAUAGUUUCCACGGAAAGAUCCCUCAGAAUCUUGGACGUUGUCAAUACUUGCUAGACCUAUGGAUUGAUACAAAUAGGUUGAGUGGGACUAUACCUCAGGAAAUACUGCAAAUUCCAUCCCUCGGUUACAUAGAUUUGUCAGACAAUUUGUUGACCGGCCCUUUUCCGGAAGAGGUUGGAAAAUUAGAACUUCUUGUUGGACUAGGUGCUUCGAACAACAGAUUAUCAGGACAGGUCCCACAAGCUAUAGGGGGUUGUCUCUCAAUGGAAUUUCUCUAUAUGCAAGGAAAUUCGUUUGAGGGAGCCAUUCCAGAUAUAAGACGGUUGGUAAGCCUAACCAAAGUUGACCUCUCUAACAACAAUCUCUCUGGCCCCAUACCUCGAUAUCUGGCCAACCUUCCUUUGCUGCAAAACCUGAAUCUUUCUAUGAACAAGUUCGAAGGAAGGGUGCCAACGAUAGGAGUGUUUCGAAAUGCUUCAACAGUUUCUGUAUUUGGAAAUGAAAAUCUAUGCGGAGGCGUCAGAGAAAUGAAACUAAAGCCAU